Molecule: messenger RNA, 645 nt
Organism: Colletotrichum navitas
Lineage: Eukaryota; Fungi; Ascomycota; Sordariomycetes; Glomerellales; Glomerellaceae
Product: cysteine dioxygenase type I
Exons: 3
Coding region: 1-645 (214 amino acids)
Biological process (GO): L-cysteine catabolic process
Molecular function (GO): ferrous iron binding; cysteine dioxygenase activity
Source: RefSeq, a predicted model, not a curated record
AUGACUUUCUUGUUCCCGACGAAGAUCAAGUGGCCCGUCGAGCCUAGCAUUGAGAAUAAUGGCAAUCGGUUCGACCAACUUGUUUUAGGACUAAAGAAAGCCCUUGGCCCAUCGUCAGGGCUAGAUUCAGCUGAUGUUAACGUCAUGGAGCUGAUGAAGCUGAUGGAGGAGUACAAUACACAGGAGAACGAAUGGCUAAAGUUUGCGUUUGCAGACAAAUGCAUGGAGUAUACCCGCAACCUUGUUGACGAGGGUAACGGUAAAAGCAACCUGCUUGUACUUGUCUGGACUCCAGGCAAAGGCAGUCCAGUCCACGACCACGGCAACGCCCACUGCCUAAUGAAAAUCCUCAAGGGCAACCUGACUGAGAUCCAAUACGCCUUCCCAUCAGGUGACAAAGAGCAACCGAUGAGAGUAAUAUCUGAAAACACACACAAAGAGAAUGCAGUAGCAUAUAUGGCAGAUGAACUCGGUGUCCAUCGAAUCUGCAACAGAGGCCAAGACUUCGCUGUCUCCCUUCAUCUCUAUACUCCUCCCAACGUAAACAAGAGGGGGCAUAGAAUUUUUGACAAGAAGACUGGCAAGAGCAGUCAUGUAGGUGAUAGCUACUACUCAGUAUACGGCCGCCAACUGCCAAAGGAGUAG